Molecule: messenger RNA, 696 nt
Organism: Talaromyces proteolyticus
Lineage: Eukaryota; Fungi; Ascomycota; Eurotiomycetes; Eurotiales; Trichocomaceae
Exons: 1
Coding region: 1-696 (231 amino acids)
Source: RefSeq, a predicted model, not a curated record
AUGCCAUUAUUCGCUCAUCUCCAAAAUCACAACAUAGCGAUGACUGGUCGCUCUGGGACUAGCCCACAACAAGGCGGUACUCGUCGCAGACGAUGCCUGUCCCCAGAGCGUCUAAGAACAAACCGUGCUGAUGGCGAAUUCCGGAACACGUGGGAAGCAGUCGAUUUUGACCCUAACCCAACAUAUAUGCAUAUUGAGUAUGCUCGGCCAUCCAGGAGACGCCCACCACGUGAUGACGCACCGCGUGACAACCCAUUGCCUCCUUAUACUGAACAAGGACAGCGUGAGCGGUCAGGAAACGACAACGCCGCCAGAGGAUCAAGCAAUCGUACCCCGUCUGCUGCUUCUUUGUCGACUGCUACCCCAUCUACCAGAGCGCCGAUACCGCAGCAAUCCUUUCCAUCGAAUAGUCAAGUGAGAGCCGAAAGACAAGCCAGACGGAGAGGUAUCGCACAAGAACCACGCGUGCACAUAUCACCAAUCCCAGAAGAUACCGCCUCAACGACGUUUCCUUUCACCGUCGGCGGUCUCGAACGAAGAGUUUUUAGCCCCUUACCUCUGAUUCCACAGGAGCACGCCGAACAAAGCCAAAUGGCAGAAAACAUGGAGGCCAAUUCCUCAUCUUCUGAGACACAUGAAGAAGAAAACGAACAUGCUCGCGAGGAGAAACCAGAGGCGAGUGAAGCAUCAACAUGA